AUGCAAGAAGAAAAUGCAGCAAGAUCUGCAGAUGUUCUAACGGAACAAAUUUCUACCUUGCCAAAGAAGCAACAGGAAUGUGUGAGGCAGUGUUUUGCAGCAGCAAAGAGGAAAAGCCCAAAAGGGAACACAUACUCAAAAGACUGGAUCUUAGAAUGCAUUAUAAUGAAAAUGAAAAGCCCCAGACUCUACGAGCACCUUCGUCAGCACAAUAUAAUUUCGCUGCCAAGCAAGAGCACCUUAAAGAGAUACUUGAGGCAUUACAAGAGCGGAUUUGGCUUCUGUCACAAGGUACUCGCAGCACUGAAGCGGAAAACAAAGGAACUGACCAGUUUCAAAAGGCACGGGGGCCUGCUAAUUGAUGAGAUAAAGCUGUCUGAGCACCUGACUGUGACUGCCACAGGGCAGAUAGAAGGAUUUGUUGACCUGGGCUGCUUCACGGCUGACAAAGCAAAUGCUCCAUGUGACCAUGGCAUGGUCAUCAUGUUUGUCCCCUUCACAGGAAAGUGGAUGCAAAUUAUCGGUGCCUUUGCCACAAGUGGGAACGUGAAGGCAGAGCUGCUUGCCAAAAUCAUAAUUGAAGCAACAAUACUUGCCGAAUCUAGUGGACUUUUGGUUGACUUUAUUACCUGCGAUGGUGCGUCCUGGAAUCGAAGGAUGUGGAAGAUUCUGGGAAUUGGUGUCAAGUCGGGCAAAGUCAUCUGCAAGCUUCAGCACCCUGUCGAUCCGUCACGCCAUCUACAUUUCCUUUCGGAUUUCCCUCAUUUAAUCAAGUGUCUCAGGAACGCAUUGCUUAAGCACCCAUUCAACACACCUGAUGGCAUGGUAUGCUUUAUAGUAGUGAUUCUGAUUGGGUAA
Molecule: messenger RNA, 858 nt
Organism: Ornithodoros turicata
Lineage: Eukaryota; Metazoa; Arthropoda; Arachnida; Ixodida; Argasidae
Exons: 1
Coding region: 1-858 (285 amino acids)
Source: RefSeq, a predicted model, not a curated record